Molecule: messenger RNA, 1489 nt
Organism: Centruroides sculpturatus (bark scorpion)
Lineage: Eukaryota; Metazoa; Arthropoda; Arachnida; Scorpiones; Buthidae
Exons: 2
Coding region: 70-1311 (413 amino acids)
Source: RefSeq, a predicted model, not a curated record
ACGUCAAACUAUUUCUGUAACAAUUUGAGAGACAACAAUAUUUGCUUGCGGCUACAAUAAACACUUGACAUGGCAUCCAAUUUCCAAGAAUUUGCUUGCAUCGAAUGCAACGACGGUGAUGUUAUGGUAUGGAAACCCCUCCUUGAAAGGAAUUCCUCGACUUUAAAAGAUGCAAUUGUUUAUUUUUGUACGAUGACUUCAAAAUUGAAGGUGGAUUGCAUGCGAGGCGAUUUCAUACAGAUAAUAACGUAUUUAGUGUCGAAUGAGCUUCAUUUAAGUUCUAUAAAAAACGGCUUAAAUAUAUACAGACUCGGAAGCAUAUUUAAGAUAGAAGAAAUAAAAGAUAUUUGUAGAAACUACAUUAUUCAUCAUGUAGACAUUGAAAACAUUUGUUACAUUCACGAUUUUGCAUGCGAACACGAAGAUUAUUCGAUCCAAUAUCAUUGUUGGAUACAAUUCGAUAGACAUUGUCAGGAAAUUCUGGAUUCAGAAGGUUUCCUUUCUUGCAAGCAUACGACAAUUUCCAGAUUCGUUUCUAGACCGAUAUACACGUCACUCAAAGAAGAAAAUCUGUUUCAAGCUGCAGUCAAGUGGGCGAAAAGAAGAUAUUUAGACGAAUUAAACCAGUCAACAUCGGUCGAAGAAUUACUUAAAAUAAAAGUAGAGACUAUUCGCAAUAAUUUGAUACCUUAUCUGACUAAAAUACGCUUACUUACCUUGGAUUUAGAAACAUUAGAAAAUCACAUAUUUACAGAAAAUGUUUUAACAGCUGACGAAAUGAAUUCGCUUCGUUGUCUUUGUAAAAAUAUUCACACCUAUUGCGCAGUUCCUCCAACCAUUUGUAACAGUGAUAAACCUCGUAAAGAUGUUGUCUAUAACUCACUAAUUCAUUAUGAGUAUAAAUACAAUAUAGAUCAUGAUGAAAGGAUUAAAUUAGACGAUUCAUAUAAGUUUCAAGGAAGAUUCUACGCGGAAGAAGAUUGCUUUCUUCUAGGUUUAAAUCUACCGAUAACCCACGAAAAACCAAUAACUUUUAUGGUUGAUGUGGUUCCUGAAUCGUCGGAGGCAAAAGUAAUAAAAAAGAAACUAAUGACGUGUGAUGAAAACGGGUUGAUUAAACUAGAAAAUCCAAUUUUUGUUGUUAACUAUUCAUUCGUUACAGUAUUUGCGAAGUUUGUACAAGAGAAUUCUGAUAUUUGGAUUAACUGUCAUUCCUAUUUUAUCGUAGACACAACACUUCGAUGGAAAGAUAAAAAAAUUAAUGAAGAUAAAUUUAAGAUUUUAUACAUGAAUGUUGCUUUGUAUUUUUGAACCAAAAUUUCAAAAUUCAUCUACAUAAACGUAUAUAUAAAUAAAUGAUUUAUGCACAAAUAUAAAUAAAUUUUCAUCUGGUAACAUCAAUUAUUUUUUAAUGUGAAAUUAUUCUCGUUAAAUUUCUAGACUUUUUUCUUUUAUUUUCUCUUUGUAAACAGUUUACGUAUAUAUAAUA